Paramuricea clavata is the source of this 418-nucleotide messenger RNA. The record is from the annotation of a GenBank genome assembly. NCBI's taxonomy places the organism in Eukaryota, Metazoa, Cnidaria, Anthozoa, Malacalcyonacea, Plexauridae.
AUGGCAACGGUUGAUCCUCUUAUGGAAGAUCAUCUUAAAAACUGCGCAGGUAAACUAAUAUUUUUUUGCUCACAGCUGGCGACUUUGUAUAUGUACUGAAUUUUGACUAAUUGUCUUUUUACAUAAUUAACUUGCAAAAACUUUACGAUCUGAUUUGAACUAGGCUUGUGUCUACGUUUAUAUAAAUCUUUUCAAAAUACACGACCUUACGACUAUGCAUCAUUAUUUAGAUCACGCUACAUAUCUCAGUCCUGAUAUCCAGAAUAAGAUGAUAGCGGUAAUUGGUUCAGCCACAUCCAAAGAAAUUAUACAACGUGUUAAAGAAGCUACGUUCUUUGCAAUCAUUGCAGAUGAAACACCCGACAGUGGAAAGAUAGAACAGCUGAUAUCCGCGACAAGCUGGAAAAUUGUGGAAUAG